Messenger RNA from Musca vetustissima, 2012 nucleotides. RefSeq names its product gamma-tubulin complex component 4 homolog. The record is from RefSeq and is a predicted model, not a curated record. The transcript has a single exon. Gene Ontology annotation, cellular component: spindle pole; gamma-tubulin complex; equatorial microtubule organizing center. NCBI's taxonomy places the organism in Eukaryota, Metazoa, Arthropoda, Insecta, Diptera, Muscidae. Gene Ontology annotation, molecular function: gamma-tubulin binding; microtubule minus-end binding. Gene Ontology annotation, biological process: mitotic cell cycle; meiotic cell cycle; spindle assembly. The coding region runs from base 6 to 2012 and encodes 668 amino acids.
UCAAAAUGAUACAUGAUAUACUUUUGUCAUGUCUCAAUUUGCAAAGUGAACAGUUGCCCAUUGAAGAGUUCUUGGCAUCGGAGGCGGUGCAUAAAUAUUUCCAUCCCUGCGAAAGGAAUAUCCUGGAGGAUAUAAUACGAAUUAUCAAUUUGCUGCGGGAUAUAGCAAGAUUUGCACAAAUCUAUAGUAUAAAUCGUAAUAUUUCUUCGAAUACUUGUGUUUUCGAUACAGAUGAAUCGCUGCAGAAUGGUCUGUACUUGAAGGCAUUUGCCAAUGGCAUCACAGAAGUCUUGGAUGAAUAUUUGCAGGAUGUUGCCGAGCUGGAACGUAAAUAUCUGAUGCAUCCAAAUCAGUCGCUGAUGUUUAUCUACCAUAAGCUGCAGGAAUAUGAGCCACUGGCAUUGUAUUUGGCCAAUUUGAUUCGCGGUGUCUGUGUACAGAGGUUACAUGGCUGUGCCAUAAUUCAAUAUUUGCAACAAAAUACCCUACAUGGGGAUGCUCGGGCGAUUAAGGCUGUUAAACUGCUUCAGAACAAGGUCAAUGUAAUCUUUCUGAAGCAAUUGACUCAUUGGAUACUGUAUGCCAAACUGCAGGAUACAUAUGGAGAAUUUUUCAUACAAUGCUCAGAGGGUGAUGGCAACAGUACCUUGGGUAGCGAUAAGGGUACUACAACAGGUAGUGGUCGUUAUACAGCCACCUGCAAUUCGGAAAUGGCUAGCAAUUAUGCCGACAUUUGGCGUUAUGAGGUACGCUAUGAAUUGUUGCCAUCCUAUUUGUCAUACCUGUGGGCUGAGAAGGUCCUUUUCAUCGGUCAAACUGUAUUGAUAUUCAAAGUUGAUACGGAUAAAGUGAAAAAGAAAUGUCAUGUAUGGAAUAAAGAUGAGAAUAGUUAUCUCGAUCUCAAGCAAUCCUUUUGGAAUGACAAGGAACAUAUUUACUUCGCCAAAAUACAAGCCCUACUGCAUGAUGAUGAUUUAAUUGUUUCCCAUUAUGAAAGUGUAAUCGAUGAACUGAAGACCUAUGUGACCACACGUCUAUCGGAGAUUGCUGUGAACCAAGCCGAUUUGGUUAAACAAUUGAAAUUAUUCAAAGACUUCUUUUUACUGGGACGUGGUGAGCUGUUCCUGGAAUAUAUCCGACAAAUUUAUAUUAUAAACAAGGAAACUGAGAACACAAACAAGUUAAGAGAUUUCGUCAAGGCUUUCGAGUCGGCAGCUCACAGUAUUGGUGUCUCCGAAGAGUUGGAACAAUUUUCGGUUAGCAUGCCUAAAGCCCAUCCAGAAACCGAUGAAUCUUUGGAAUUUGGUUAUCUUCAGCUAAUUCAAUUGCAGUAUAAAAUCAAUUGGCCAUUACAUUUGCUAUUCUCACCCAAAGUAUUGGAACGUUAUAACAUUCUCUUUCGUUUCCUCAUCCUCAUCAAGAAAAUGCAAUAUGAUUUGCACAUGAUUUGGUGUAAAUCAUCAAGAAAAUUCAAAUUGAAAUCAACCGACCACAAAGUGAAAGUUAUGCUUUUGCGUAACGAGCUGAUGUUCUUUGUCGAUAAUCUACAGUAUUACAUACAAGUUGAUGUCCUAGACAGUCAAUUCAGUAUUCUACUAAACACCGUCUUAAAUGAGGCCGAUUUCGAACAAAUUCAACGGGCCCAUAGUGUCUUUCAAGCGAAUAUUUUAUCCCUAUGCUUUCUGCAAACAGAUGAUGAUCACAGUCGCACAAAUGUCCUGCAGACAUCUCUAUUGAAUUGUAACAAUCCUGUUUAUUUGAUUAUUAACGAAGUCUUUCACAUUUGUAAUGAUUUUUGUACAUUAAUCGAUAAUGAAAAAUCCGAGGAGAAUGUUGAUGAGAAUACCGAUAAAUUGGGUGAACGCUUUGCUACCUUAGUGCAGCAGCUCAUUAAUUUAUUGGUUGGUUUAAAAUCUGCAACAAGCACUGCUCCGCUAUCGCAGCUGCUGUUACGUUUGGAUUAUAACCAUUGGUUCAGUAGCCGAAAAAUUGAUAAUGCUGGAAUCUCAUAG